AGUACGGCGAGAGCAGACCAGACCAGAAACAGAGAUAUCGGAAGGCGCAAGCUGCAGCCUGGGAGAAGGACAGCUAGCUUUGCAAAAAGCAAUCCCCGAUCGGGCAGACAACGCCAGCGGGAGGAAACAGCACCAUGGCUGAUGGUCAUGAACCAUACAUUGAAAUAUGUGAGCAGCCUAGACAGAGAGGGAUGCGUUUCCGGUACAAAUGUGAGGGGAGAUCAGCAGGCAGUAUUCCAGGAGAACACAGCAGCGAUAUGAAUCGGACUUUCCCAGCUCUUCAGGUGUUCAACUACUUCGGGAAAAUAAAAAUCAGAAUAACGUUGGUGACCAAGAACGAGCCAUACAGACCUCACCCCCAUCGGCUGGUUGGAAAAGACUGCGAAAAUGGUUUCUAUGAAGCUGAAUUUGGGCCGGAACGCAGAGUUCUGAUUUUUCAGAAUUUGGGCAUACAGUGCGUGAAGAAGAGAGAGCUCAAGGAAUCUAUCAUCUCCCGGAUCGCAAAGCAAAUCAACCCCUUCAGUGUAUCUGAAGAGGAGCUGAUGGCCAUCGAAGAGUACAACCUCAAUGUGGUGAGGCUCUGCUUCCAAGCUUUCCUCCCUGACGAACACGGCAACUGCACACUACCCCUUGCCCCAGUCAUCUCCAACCCGAUUUAUGACAACCGGGCUCCCAAUUCAGCAGAACUGAGAAUCUGUCGUGUGAACAAAAAUUGCGGAAGUGUGAAAGGAGGAGACGAAAUCUUCCUACUGUGUGACAAAGUUCAGAAAGAUGACAUCGAGGUCAGAUUCGUCAUGAACGAAUGGGAAGCCAAGGGGAUUUUCUCACAAGCCGACGUGCAUCGGCAAGUCGCCAUUGUCUUUAGGACGCCUCCCUUUUACAAAGACAUCGGUGAGCCCGUGACUGUGAAGAUGCAGUUGCGCAGGCCUUCGGAUCAAGAGGUCAGCGACCCCAUGGACUUCAGAUACCUGCCAGAGGAGAAAGAUCCUUAUGGUCAUAAGGCAAAAAAACAGAGAUCACCAAUUGCUUUGCAGAAGCUAAUGCAAGACUGUGGUCCAUACGAGAGGUCCAAACCUUCUGUGUUCCAGAAUACUGCUGGUGAAGCAAAGAUAAUUAAGAAAGAACUGAAUAUGUAUCACUCUCCAGGGGAUGUCCUCCUCCCACCGCAGAGAACACAUGCGCAGACCUUUCCGGUGCAGUCCUAUUAUUCCCCUCCGAUGAGCAACCACAGUUCCAAUGGAUGCCCUGACCCAUCUCUGCAGAUGGCAGGGCCCGCUAAGCAGGACGGAGCUCCUCUGCCAUGCUGGCGUUCCUCCAGUUCAUCUCUCAGCUCUUUCCUGCAGCAAGGCAACUUUUCAGGAGAAGCGUCGCACACCAGCAUGCAGAACAGUGGUUCUCCAUCACUGGGACAGGAAAGCAGCCUGCACUGGGCCAACGAAAAGGAUGGGAACCUCUACCGAGCGUUCUUUGGAGCCAUGAAUGGCCAAGCAUCAGCAUCAGCAUCAGCAUCAUCCAUGUAUCAGCAAGACAUGUUGAGUGUGUCCAGCAGUGCCGGCAGCCAGCCUCUUCACCCUGUAAAUGUUGCAACGCCCAACGGAAAUGGCAUGGAGAUGGAUGAUGCCCGCUGCUCAAGCGUAAUGAUGGAGAAGGCAUCCUUCACCCAAGUUUUGAAUCCAAGUGAUCACAGGAGGCAAGUCCAGCCAGCGUCGCAUCCUGGCAUGUCAGUAGCAGUUUCAAGUAGCUCAUCUUCGAGUUCCAUCUCCAGAGCCUUUGAGACGAUGCCCUUCACUUACCUGGAUAGCCUCAAUGAAUCAAGACCUCCUAGCAACCUUGCCGUGCAGAAUCCAAUGAAUUUAUCCAAUAACCAGUACUUUCCAUACAGCACCCAAGACGAAGAGUUGCUUAGCUCUUUUGGAGGCAAUUUUGAUGCCAUUAUUUGAAGCUCUGAAUAGCGAUUAGGUCAAGUUGUUGCUCCAGUAGACAGGCAAUGGUUUCUUUCAACAGGAUAAUUAGAUUUUACAUGACUUUUGCGGGAAAGUAAUAUUCCUUUUCAAUGUACUAGUAUAUGCUGGAAUUUAAACAACGUAGAAAUUGGAGUUCUUGGUGCAAUCAGGAAAUCAAAUGAAAAGGUUCCAAGAACUCGGGCCAGGAAGGAGAUUAAUUGUGAAUUAUUCAAACUGUUUUAUGCUUAAGGUAAUGAGACAAAUUCAUGGUCAAGCACAGUUGGUACACUUUGACCAUGAAACUAUAGCUGAUGAAGAAUAAAUGAAACAGGGCCUUGUCCUGGAUUUGAAAACCAUUUCAACUGGAAUUUGUCUCAUUACCUUAAGCAUAAAACAGUUUGAAGAAUUCACAAUUAAUCUCCUAUCUGGCCCGAGUUCUUUGAAUUUAAACAAUGCCACGGCAAUUUUAGGAUUAGUGAUGGAGGGGCAAUCAGGUGAGGUUUGAUAGGUUUUUUUGUUUUUUUACUUUGCUUUGUACAAAGCACUCUGUUGUUAUCUUCUUGUGCUGCUGAAAAAAGUUGAUUGAGAGGGUUUAUUUAAUUUUUUAAAUUAUAUUUUGGUGCAUUUUUUGUAGCCAGACUCUUGGUUAAACCAUGUUCAGCUGAACCAAUGAGUUUUGCACCUCCCAACCCCCUUUUUUGUAUUCUGGCCUUGACGGGUCUUAUCCAGGGGUGCUGUACAGGGCACAGUCACAUUGUUGGUUGACUGGGCACUGAUGUAUUACGUUUUCCAGAAAUUCUUUGAAAAAAGAUUUUAUUUUAUGUUUUUAAAAAAAGCUUUAAUGCAACAUUGACUAUGCCAGUGUUGGUAGCUUCACAAGUGGAGAUCAAACUGCACUAUUUUUGUUUCAUUUGUUCAGAGAAUAGUUGAGUACAGUGGUACCUCGGGUUACAAACGCUUCAGGUUACAAAUGCUUUGGGUUACAGACUCGGCUAACCCAGAAAUAGUUCCUCAGGUUAAGAACUUUGCUUCAGGAUGAGAACAGAAAUUGUGCUCUGGCGUCGCGGCAGCAGCAGGAGGCCCCAUUAGCUAAAGUGGUGCUUCAGGUUAAGAACCGUUUCAGGUUAAGAAUUGGACCUCCGGAACGAACUAAGUUCUUAACCAGAGGUACCAUUGGCCUUUGCCCAAUGCCUCCCAUAGCCAGUGGCCAGCCUGUAGCCUGGGUCUUCUACCCUUAAGUCCUCCCUUGAUGCUGUCUUUGGGAGGCGGCGGCCCUUGCCACAUCAUGCCCCCUUCUCUGUCUUCAGAUUGCAAUUGUGCAGGGCCUAGCUCAGUGGUAGAUCACCUGCCAAGUUCAGCCCUAGGUGUCUCCAGAUAGGGCUGGGGAACACUCCCAGGCUGAAACCAGAGCUACUGUGCAGGCCAUGAAAAGCAAGAUGGGCCAUUGGUCUGAAGGCCGCUUCAUGUGAUCCUAUGGCUUCCAAUUCAGCUCUAGUCGCACACAACUAUAGACACCAAAGAGGCAUGAAGCACCCCCCCCCAACAAAGAUGCAGCUAAAACAAUCUGCAUGCAGGUGUGAGUUUCCACCUGUAUCAGCUUGGUUUGAAGAGGCCUUCCGUGCUCAGAUCUCCCUUGCUGAAUUUGGGCGGCACCCUUUGGCCUACACACAAGCAGCUGAACGAUGCUCCUGUGUACUGACAUUUGAGGGGGAAACAGCCAAGCUCUGCCUUGCUUCUCUUUUGUGGGAUAGGAAAUGCAAUGCUUUCAUUUGUUGGUUACCUUUUAAGAAGGAACAUUUGACAUUGUGGCAUCUCCUUCCUUUCCCCCUCUCUUUUUAAUGCAACUUGGACCUGUGUGUUUUCUGAAAAAAGAGGGGCGUGAGUUUCAUUUUGUGGAAAAACUAGUGCGCUGAAAUGAUGCAGAGUUGUUUUUCAGACGAGAAGCAUGCCAUGUGAAAAUCUUGUUUCCACAACCCUUUCGAACGUUACUGCUGAAAUCAACGUCUUCUUGACUUGCUGCCCAUAUGGUCUCUUCAUUCAAAUGCCAUUGUGUUGGCAAAGGUACUUUGACUAAGCUCUCCAAGGUGUGGAUUCAUCUCUGGCCCAAUAGCCACUAAGCCACUGGAAUAGAGAAACCUAGGGCUGUUAGAUGUGCUAGCCAUGUCACUCUGCCAUAUAACUGGAAUCUCAUCAACUGCAGCCAGGGCCAGAGGCAAAUUAGGACCUACAUGGAAGCAACGCAGGAAAGAUGGGACUCUUCCUUCCCUUUCACUGAGGCCACCUCUGCACCUGAACAAAUUUAAUCUUCGACCUGUGCACCCAUACUUGUGAUAGGACAUAUCUAAUUUUUUAAUAAGAUGGUCCAGUGUCCCAUAUGACAAAGCCUUCAGUUCCAAAGUUCUUGUGGGAUGGGUAGAAACAUAUUCUGAGCAGUAGCAAAGGGAAGGAAUGAGGUCAGUUGGGCUGGGCGAUAUAACAAUCUGUUUAUCACACCAAAUCAGUUUGAAGUCCAUAUUGUGCUAUCGGUUUCAUAAUUUUUGACCUGGCAAUAUAUUGCAAAUUGUGUGUGUAUGUGUGCGCGCUAUGCAAAAAUCAUGAUAGGGGAAAAUCUGUGAAGCCAGCCAAUGCCUCCAUCCUUAUUUCAGACAUUGUGAUAUAUUGGUAUAUCGCGAUGUUUAGCUGGUGAUAUACCGCAAUGUUGAAAACCAGAUAUUGCCCAGCUCUACUGUUCACCUCUACAUACUUCCAGCCUUAUUUCAGACAGAGCGCUAUAUCGAUAUAUCACAAUGUUUAGCUGGUGAUUUAUCGUCAUGUUGGAAAUAAGGUAUUUCCGAGCCCUGGAGGUCAGCAUUCUGUAAAUGCACCAGCAGGAGCACUGAAUUGGGUCGAUGGCAGGUUUGCACUGCACAGCCCUCACAACGCCUUGCCACUCCCCCUCUCCAUCAUGAUAUGUAGCCCAACUCUGCCAGAGGGCGGCCAGGUAAGCAGUGUAGCUCCAGCAUGCCAUUCACCACGGGUUGUGGAUAGAUGACAAGCUAGACUGUGUAUUGAAACCCCAGCAACCCAUCUGCAGUGCAGAUAAGCUACUUGUGCUAGGGUACUUCUGCCUUAUGGGUUCGGCCACUUUAUCCCAUACGCACUGGUGGUUUCUUCCAUCGUCAAUCACCGGAUAAGCAGGUUUUACAAAAGGAAGGACUCCCAUUUGGUAAGAAUUGCAGGAAACUGAACUUUCGAAUACUCUCGAUUCCUAGCCUUUUUCAAGGCAGGGUAAUGUGCUUUUACCAUGUAAGGGCUGUUAACUAAUAUUGCAAUCUUAUUGGGGCUGAACAUUUAGGCUGCGCUCCUCUGCACACUUAGUUUGGAGCAAGCCACUUUUAAAUCACUGGGAUGUCCUUAAAAAUAGGCAUGCAUAGGAUUUCGGAGUUAACUUGGUUAAUCAGUUGACCAGGAUUUGCUUAAUUAGCUGACGACCCUACAUGUAACCACGUGACUAUUGAAAGAAAUUGGUCACUCUUUGUGUGAACUGUCUCCGACUCAAAAUAGUUACCCUUAAUUUACUCAAUAUUACCUCUGCAGGUUUCUUUUCAGCUCCCCGCUAUUCUUGAGAUUGACAUUGAGCACUGAUAUGUUUGUUUGUUUGCAUUUAGGCAAAUCUACAUUUAGAUGAUAGUAAUGACUGUGUCAUUGUGAAUUCUUUUUUGAAAAAAAAUAAUUAUCAAAAGAUGCCUAUGAAACGUGUUAUAUAUAUAUAUUUGAAACUUCCAGAAUUCUCACAUUGAGGAGACCACUCUUGCCACAGAUACAAGGAGGCUGUUCUUGUUGCUUUUCCUUUUUCGUUUCUGAUUGGUUUCUAAAUGAGUAUAGACAGUAUUCAAAAAAUACGGUGACGAAAAACUUUUAACACGCCCUUUGGGUUUUCCUUGCACUGUGAAAAGGUUUUGUUUUUUCUUUCCUUGUGAAUAGAUUGUAAGGGUGGAGGGAUGUUUGUUUGAUCCUGAAUUUAUUAGGAUAUUAUACCCCCUCCCCCAUUUUUAGUGGGGGCUUCUAAAGCAGGUAAAGUAUUAGUAAAACCUCUGAGGGGUGGGUUUUUUAUGAUCAAGUGGUUUAUAAAUUUUAUGAUGUCAAUAUAAUAAAUUCUAUUUUUGUAAUACUCAAAAGUAUGAAAUGGGAGGGGGACUUCUAGCCUGUAGCAAUAUUUGGCGCAAGAAUUUCUGGCAGCUCAAUGAACAUGUCAACAUGAAAAAGUUUUAUGUAGUUCGAAACUUAAAAGUUCUCAGGUUCUAACUUGCUGUUACUGUGGUAUGACAUUUUUAUUUUGCAUUUUCUUAACUGGUUGUGUGUGCGUAAAUAAACCUUUUUGGGGGGCAAAACGUGUUCAAAUGUACAUGGCCACCGUCGUCAUUCACCCUACUGCAUUGUUCUUUCUAAAUACACAGUGAGUGUAAGAUUAAAAAAAUCAUGGAUUCAUAUAAUCAAAUUAAAAGCAUAAGAUAAGAAUCAAAUAAUGUCACAAAUACAUAAAACAAUUGUGGGCUGGCAGGAGCCACCAAUGGGGAGAGAUGCCCCGUUGUUCUCGGGUUCUGGUUGGCCACUGUGAGAACAGGAAGUUGGGCUAGAUGGGGUUUUGGCUUGAUCCAGUAGGGCUCUUCUUGGUCCUGGCCAGGUGAAAUGGUGAACCCAACUGAGACUGGGCAGCUGGAGAAGGCAAGGCAAGUAGAGGCUGCUAGCCUUUCUUCUUGGUCCGAUUAUUGCUCACUCGCUUGGGUGAGAGCAGGUGAGGUACACGGCUAGGGGGUUGGCAAGAGGGUCCAUUCCUGCGAAUUGGGCUUGAGCAGAUGCUCAGCAGUGUCGAUCCGAUGUGCGCCAAUCCAAAAUUCACAAUCUGCUUGAGCACCACUCACGGAGACGCUGCAGCCCAACUGAUGUCCGAAGCUAGGCACUUGCAUCAGAUAACAGCUCUGCAGUGACAUCUCCAGGCCUCUUGAUCUGACGCAAUCUACAGCCAACCAUGCAAUGACAUGACCUGCAGUCUAACUCUGGGAUUGCUUUACUGGCAAAGAUGAGGUGUUGUUCAGAGUUGACCCUACCAUUCGGCAAAGCAAGGGAGGUGCCUCAGGCAGCAAGCGGGCAGCAGGGGCAGUUCCUCCUGAGCCCCUUGAUCAUCUUUCCGUGCCAGAGCUAGGGAUGGGUGAAACUGUCAGUUUGGGUUUCUUUGUUCCUGAUUUUUACCAACGUCUUAAGUUCAGCUCUCUACAUUUCUGCAUCAUAGCACUGUAGAGCUGGAAAGAGCCCAAGGGUGUUCUAGUCCAACCCCCUGCAAUGUAGGAAUCUCAACUAAAGCAUCCUGGACAGAUGGCCAUCCAACUUCUGCUUAUAAACCUCCAAGGAAGGAGAGUCCACCACCUCCCGAGGGAGUCCGUUCCACUGUUGAACAGCUCUGUUAGAAAGUUCUUGCUGAUGUUUAGUCAGAAUCUCCUUUCUUGUAAGUUGAAGCCAUUGGUUUAGGUCCUACCCUCUGGAGCAAGAGAAAGCAAGCUUGCUCCAUCUUCCCUCUCGGCAGCCCGGGAGUGCUGCCAGUCAGUGUAGGCAAUACUAAGUAGAUAGAUUCUCAUGUAAGGCAGAUCCCAAUGUUCCUUUUUCCUAUGUGGAAGGAAGAGGAGCCUUUCAUCAUGUGAGAACUGUUGCCCAACACACUUAUUUCGGCCAUUUGGAAGCUAGCGAUGCUGCCAUUUUGCUUUGGUGUGAGGAAAUAUCUAAGAGAGCGGCUUGUCCAACAUUGGAAAGAUUUGUUCUUGGGGUACUUUCAGAAGAUAAAAUGGCUCUUCAUCGGAGGAGAAACCAUUUCAGAUGUCAACCGAAGGUCCACAUCCGGCUUACUGCCACAUUGCCCAAAAUUUGAGCGAAACUGAUACUUCAUUGGUGUUUAUGAAACACCAAGUGUGGGGCAGAAAUGAUGAGUUCUGCCAGAGGCAUCCAUCCGAGAGGCAAAGUGAUCCUUACCCGCAGACCAGAAAAGAGAGGCGAAAUUUACCACCAGUUAUGGAAACAGCCCUCCUUCUUAACCAAAAAUAAACAGUAAAUUGCAAGAACUCGGGCCAGGAGGAAGAUGAAUUUCAAGUAAGUCUUCAAAUGGUUUUAUUUAUGUAAUGAUAAGAUGAAUGCAUAUAGGAAUCAAUUCCAGUAUGACAACGAGGCAAGUAAAAAUAAAUUGCAGUG
This is a messenger RNA of Zootoca vivipara (common lizard), 8159 nucleotides long. RefSeq names its product REL proto-oncogene, NF-kB subunit (gene REL). Gene Ontology annotation, biological process: non-canonical NF-kappaB signal transduction; cellular response to stress; positive regulation of transcription by RNA polymerase II. NCBI's taxonomy places the organism in Eukaryota, Metazoa, Chordata, Lepidosauria, Squamata, Lacertidae. Gene Ontology annotation, cellular component: cytoplasm; nucleus. The record is from RefSeq and is a predicted model, not a curated record. Gene Ontology annotation, molecular function: DNA-binding transcription factor activity, RNA polymerase II-specific; RNA polymerase II cis-regulatory region sequence-specific DNA binding.